Molecule: messenger RNA, 1901 nt
Organism: Neurospora crassa OR74A
Lineage: Eukaryota; Fungi; Ascomycota; Sordariomycetes; Sordariales; Sordariaceae
Product: formamidase
Exons: 4
Coding region: 369-1772 (467 amino acids)
Molecular function (GO): hydrolase activity, acting on carbon-nitrogen (but not peptide) bonds, in linear amides
Source: RefSeq, a predicted model, not a curated record
CUCCUUUGGCUCGACCCAACAAUAAUGGUGACACCAAUCGCCCUUUAAGAUUUGGUAAUUGCGAACAUACUAGUCCUGUUGAUCAGCGUUUCCAAGAGGAACUAUCGAAACUGCGGAGAUAUCAUCUGGAAGCCAAGUACCGCACCGAUAUCGCCAACAAGAUGCGGGGGUUUGGCAAGGAAAUCGUCUAUGACCUUCGGAGCCAUUGGCGAUGAUACGUGGGUAGGUGAUUAUGCUAGAGGAGAGGCACAAGAUUGUACAUAUAAAUACGACAUCCUCUCUACGGGAUAUGAGCUUACCUUUUGUUACCUGCUUAAAAUUCUGCCCUUAAAUCCCAUCUUCAACGUCGGGUUCCCUGCGAGCACUUUAUGCCAGAUACUGACUCGUCACUCUCCAGUGUACUUACCAAUUUUCAGUCAGCAACAACAAGGAAACAGACAGACAAUAUGGGCAAAACCGAGAUCCGAAACGUCUGCAAAGUCGACUUUGACAAGCCCGCCUCCGAACAGCCUCAACUUCAUAACAGAUGGCAUCCAGAUAUCCCGUUCGCCGGCUUCAUCAAGGACGGCGAAACCGUGAAGAUCGAGUGCGUCGACUGGACAGGCGGACAAAUCGGCAACAAUGAUUCGGCAGACGACAUGAAGAACGUCGAUCUGACCAAGAUCCACUACUUGUCUGGCCCCUUUGAGGUUGAGGGCGCCCAGCCGGGCGACUUGUUACUGGUAGAGAUCAUGGAUGUGCAGCCGUUCCAGGACCGGCCAUGGGGCUUUACGGGUAUCUUUGAUAAGGCGAAUGGGGGCGGCUUCCUAGACGAAAUCUACCCCUCAGCGGCCAAGGCCAUCUGGGACUUUGAGGGCAUCUACGCCACCUCGCGCCACAUCCCCGGCGUCAAGUUCGCCGGCUUGAUCCACCCGGGCAUCAUCGGUUGCGCUCCCUCGGCCGAGGUGUUGGCCACGUGGAACAAGCGUGAGGGCGAGCUGGUGGCUGCCAACAAGCUCGCCGAUCGCGACGUGGCUCAUCUGCCGCAGCCCAUCAACACGCACGCCGGCGCGGCCAGCAAGGAAAUUGCUGAAAAAGUGGCCAAGGAGGGUGCAAGAACGGUCCCCGGAAGGCCGGAGCAUGGAGGAAACUGCGACAUCAAGAACUUGAGCAGGGGAUCCAAGGUGUACCUCCCCGUCCAUGUGCCCGGGGCCAAGUUCAGUGUGGGUGAUUUGCACUUCUCGCAGGGUGAUGGCGAGAUUUCGUUCUGUGGCGCUAUUGAGAUGGCCGGCGUGAUCACCAUCAACUUCAAGGUGAUCAAGAACGGGGUGGAGGGUAUGGGGCUCAAGAGCCCCAUUUACAUCCCGGGUCCGGUCGAGCCUAGCUUUGGACCAGGCAGGUAUAUCUACUUUGAGGGGUUCUCGGUUGAUGAGCAUGGGAAGCAGCAUUACAUGGACGUAACAGUCGCCUACCGCCAGACCGUCCUGCGCUGCAUCGAGUACCUCCGCCGCUUUGGCUACUCCGACUACCAGAUCUACCUGCUGCUCUCGUGCGCGCCCAUCCAGGGCCACGUGGCCGGCAUCGUGGAUGUGCCCAAUGCCUGCACAACGCUCGGCCUGCCAAUGGAUAUCUUUGACUUUGACAUCUCCCCCGCCGCGGCGCUCAAGGCCGGAGAGACCAAGAGAGAUCUCGGUACAUGUGCGUUCGAGACGGGCGUUACUGAGGGGAAGGUCACAAACGGAGGAAAGAACAGUCAAAUUAGCUUUGGUGGUGGGUUGACUUAUAAGGAGUAGAAAGGAGGAGGUAGGGGUGGUGCGAGAGAGAAGUUUUGGCUGUAGGAUAGGUAAGCAUAGCUAGGUAGUUGAUGAAAAUGAGUGGGUGAAUUUGAGUUGGAGCGCAUUUUCCGAACGACUGUUUUCAUG